Molecule: messenger RNA, 445 nt
Organism: Prorocentrum cordatum
Lineage: Eukaryota; Dinophyceae; Prorocentrales; Prorocentraceae
Source: the annotation of a GenBank genome assembly
AUGGCGGACAUCGCGUCGCUGGGUGAAAUGCUGAAGACGAUGGCCGAGGCUCAGACAAAGCAGCACGCAGAACUACUUGCUCGGACAUCUAAGACUGAUGAAGCGAUCGAGGGUCUGCUCGCUCUCAAGCCUGCCGUCGCGGCGCUGGAGACCAACGUAGCCGACCUUCACAAGAAGAUGGACUCGAAGUACGCCGAGUGCAUGGAGGCGGUGGAGAAGUUGAAGAAGGACAUGACCAGGAGCUCUGCUGCCCUUUCGGAUGCAGGGGUGACCUACCACAUGAAGUCAGGAUUCUCGAACUCAAUAUCGAUCACGAACGAGAAUGACGUCUGGGACCUCGUCCGCGUCCACUCUGAGGGCACGGCUGUGUGGAACCAGACCGACUGCGAGGACUGGGGCAUCACAGCUGACCUCAUGGCCCCCAUCACCAACAUGCUCAACCUCA